AUCCUGGAGGGGAAAAUGAAUUUCACAAACUGCACCGCUGAAGCCAACGUGGCUGGGAAGCCAAAAACAGUGACUGAAAAGAUGCUCGUUACCCUGACCUUGGCCACCAUCACAACCUUGACUAUGCUACUGAAUUCUGCUGUAAUCGCAGCAAUCUCCACAACCAAAAAGCUCCACCAGCCAGCAAACUAUUUAAUAUGUUCUCUAGCUGUGACAGAUCUCCUUGUUGCGGUUCUCGUCAUGCCCUUGAGCAUCACUUACAUAAUGAUAGAUAAAUGGACUUUGGGAUACUUCAUCUGUGAGAUCUGGCUUAGUGUCGACAUGACCUGUUGCACGUGUUCCAUCCUGCAUCUGUGUGUCAUUGCUCUGGACAGGUACUGGGCCAUCACAGACGCUAUUGAGUACGCCAGGAAAAGAACAGCAAGAAGGGCUGGGCUGAUGAUAGUCACCGUCUGGACUAUCUCCAUUUUCAUAUCCAUGCCCCCUUUGUUUUGGAGAAGUCACCACAGCGUCAGCAUUCCCAGCGAGUGCCGCAUUCAGCACGAUCACGUCAUCUACACUAUUUACUCCACUUUUGGGGCAUUUUACAUCCCCUUGACUUUGAUCCUGAUCCUGUACUACAGAAUUUACCAUGCUGCAAAGAGUCUUUACCAAAAGCGGGGGUCAAGCCGCCACCUCAGCAACAGGAGCACCGACAGCCAAAACUCUUUUGCCAGCUGCAAGCUCACACAGACUUUCUGUGUCUCAGACUUCUCCACAUCUGACCCAACCACGGAGUUUGAUAAAAUCAAUGCAGCCGUGAGGAUCCCUCCUUUUGAGAAUGACCUGGACCUGGCUGGCGACCGGCAGCAGAUCUCCACGACACGGGAACGAAAGGCUGCUCGCAUCCUGGGGCUGAUUUUAGGUGCUUUCAUUUUGUCAUGGUUGCCCUUUUUCAUCAAGGAGUUGCUUGUGGGCCUCCAUGUUUGCACUGUCUCCCCAGAAGUAGCAGACUUCUUGACCUGGCUUGGAUAUGUCAACUCCCUUAUCAACCCUUUGCUGUACACUAGCUUUAAUGAAGAUUUCAAGCUGGCCUUUAGAAAGCUCAUCAGGUGUCGAGAACAUGCUUGA
Indicator indicator is the source of this 1110-nucleotide messenger RNA. It is a transcript of the gene HTR1E, whose product is annotated as 5-hydroxytryptamine receptor 1E. Gene Ontology annotation, molecular function: neurotransmitter receptor activity; G protein-coupled serotonin receptor activity. The record is from RefSeq and is a predicted model, not a curated record. Gene Ontology annotation, cellular component: dendrite; plasma membrane. The transcript has a single exon. Bases 16 to 1110 code for a protein of 364 amino acids. NCBI's taxonomy places the organism in Eukaryota, Metazoa, Chordata, Aves, Piciformes, Indicatoridae. Gene Ontology annotation, biological process: G protein-coupled receptor signaling pathway, coupled to cyclic nucleotide second messenger; chemical synaptic transmission.